CCCCGCCAUGAGACUCGGGGCUGGAGCGUGGGGUCUCGGGCAUUAGGGUCCUGGACGGGGGCUGCUCACCGGCUGCCCCGUCCCCGGCUGGACGCCAUGGAGUCCAACCUGCAGGGGACGUUCCUGCUGAACAACACGCCACUGGCUCAGUUCUCGGAGAUGAAGGCCCCGGUGUGCCAGUACUCGGUGCAGAACUCCUUCUACAAGCUCAGCCCGCCGGGGCUGGGCCCCCAGCUGGCCGCCGGGACCCCCCACGGGAUCACGGACAUCCUGAGCAGGCCGUUGGCCACGCCGAACAGCAGCCUCCUCUCCAGCUACCCCCACGUGGCAGGCUUUGGUGGACUCGGCUCCCAGGGGGUCUACUACGGCCCCCAGGUGGGCAAUUUCUCCAAGGCCACCAGCGAGUAUCCAGCCCGGACCCGGAACUGCUGGGCGGACACGGGCCAGGACUGGCGAGGCGGGCGGCAGUGCAGUAACCCCUCAGACCCCCUGAGCGACAGCAUCCAUAAGAAGAAACAUACCCGGCCCACCUUCACGGGGCACCAGAUCUUUGCCCUGGAGAAAACCUUUGAGCAAACCAAGUACCUGGCUGGCCCAGAGAGGGCACGGCUGGCCUACUCGCUGGGAAUGACCGAAUCCCAGGUCAAGGUGUGGUUCCAGAACCGGAGAACCAAGUGGCGCAAGAAGAGCGCCCUGGAGCCCUCGUCCUCCACGCCCCGCGGCCCCGGCGGCGCGGGCGCGGGCGGGGACCGCGCGGCCUCGGAGACCGAGGACGACGAGUACAACAAGCCGCUCGACCCGGACUCGGACGACGAGAAAAUCCGCCUGCUGCUCCGCAAGCACCGCGCCGCCUUCUCGGUGCUCAGCCUGGGCGCGCACGGCGUCUGACGCCGCCGGCCCCGCCCCCGGCCCGCCCCCGGCUUCGCCCCCAACCCCUUCCCCGGGGAAGCUGCGGGCCCCGGGCAGGGAGAGCAGGAGGAGGGGGGCGGGGAGGAGCGAGAAGACGCAGGAAGGGGAGCCGGAGGGGGACCGGGAGGAGGAGGAGGAGGAGGAAGAGAGGCCGCAGGAAGAAGGGAAGAAGCACAAAGGGGAGGAAGAGGUGUGGGGAGGGUGAGGAGGAGGAGGAGGCGGGGCCAGGCCAGCUGGGGAGGAGGGGGGAGGAGGGCCACGAGCCGCUUCCUGGGUUCUGCAAACCCCACGCCAUCCUGCCCUGCAGGGCCCGCCGUAGACAGGGGUCCUAAGUGGCCAGGCUCCGCAGCUGGCCCCUGCAUGGGGGGGCCUUCCCUCCACCUCCCCCCGCCCCGGGGGCAGCACAGGGCAGGGUGGUCGGCCCACAGCAGCUGCUGCAGGCUGCGGAAGAAACAGGUGGAGGCGGUGGGCCCCCGGUGGUCCUAAGCCAAAGGGCAGCAUGGCGGGGGCGGGGCUGGGGCGACGGGGUGAGGCUGGCCGCGGGGAGGGGGUGUCGCAGCCCAGGGGGAGAGUUUGCACAUGCGCAACGGCUUUUUUUUUUUUUUUUAACUAAAA
Molecule: messenger RNA, 1524 nt
Organism: Oryctolagus cuniculus (rabbit)
Lineage: Eukaryota; Metazoa; Chordata; Mammalia; Lagomorpha; Leporidae
Gene: NKX6-3
Product: NK6 homeobox 3
Biological process (GO): cell differentiation; regulation of transcription by RNA polymerase II
Cellular component (GO): nucleus
Molecular function (GO): RNA polymerase II cis-regulatory region sequence-specific DNA binding; DNA-binding transcription factor activity, RNA polymerase II-specific
Source: RefSeq, a predicted model, not a curated record